This is a messenger RNA of Haplochromis burtoni (Burton's mouthbrooder), 2349 nucleotides long. RefSeq names its product immunoglobulin kappa light chain-like. The transcript has 5 exons. NCBI's taxonomy places the organism in Eukaryota, Metazoa, Chordata, Actinopteri, Cichliformes, Cichlidae. Gene Ontology annotation, biological process: response to bacterium. The record is from RefSeq and is a predicted model, not a curated record. Bases 260 to 1324 code for a protein of 354 amino acids.
CAUGGAAAUACAUGCCACAAAACUCCCAGUACGCAUUUGUUCUGUCAGCAUUAAUGCUAGACGAGGAUUGAAACUCUUCUUGAUUACGUAGAGCAUUAGCAACCUUCAUGCACUAUGCGCCGCUCAGGUCACACACUUUGUUCUCAAUGUGAAUCUCUCAUCACGUUUUGACACUAUGCUGUGAAUGUGAAGCUCUUUCUUUGCAUACAGUGUGACUUUAAAUCAGCCAAUCAAAUACAGUCUUGCCCCUGAAGACACUAUGAACAGAAAGAUUCUUUCCAUUCAAGUCACGGAUUUGAACAUGAUGAUAUCUCCACCAUCUGUUUUCUAUUUGAUGCUUUUGUUCUUUGGGGAAAUGGCUCAGAAGAGUCAUCAACUCUCAUCUGUUCGUCAAGACAGAGUUUUUAUAUCCACUAAUGUCGGGGAGAGUGUAACUUUGCAGUGUUUCUAUGAAGGUGAAGUGGUAGCAAGGUUUUACUGGUAUAAGCAAACCCUAGGCGAGAAGCCAAGACUCAUUUCUAGCUUCUAUUCGUAUGAUAAAAAUGGCACUUUCUAUGAUGAAUGUGAGAACAAUCCACGCUUCACACUGUCUACUGAAAAAGCUCAAAACCAUUUGAUGAUCACAGAUGUGCAGGUUUCGGACUCAGCUACCUAUUUCUGCGCGAGUAGCUUUUCGGUAAGUUUUGAAUUUGCAGAAGGAAUCACUGUGAGUGUUAAAGGUUCAGGUUUGAACAGCCGGCCUUUAAUUCAGCAGUCUGCAUCUAAGACCAUCCAACCAGGAGGCUCUGUGACUCUGAACUGUACAGUACACACUGGGACCUGUGAUGAAGAACACCGUGUUUACUGGUUCAGAGACUCAGAAGAGUCUCAUUCAGGACUCAUUUACAGCCAUGGAGGCAGGAAUGAUGAGUGUGAGAGGAAACCAAAGACACACACAAACACCUGUGUGUACAGCCUGCCAAUGAAGAACCUGGAUGUUUCUCAUGCUGGGAUCUACUACUGUGCUGUUGCCUCGUGUGGAUACAUGCUUUUUGGAAACGGGACCAAGCUGGACUUUGAGGACAAGCUGGACUCUCUUCUCUUGGCGUAUGUCUUACAUGGAGCAGUCGCAUUCAAUACAAUCCUGAUUGUAUUUCUAAUUUCCUCAAUGAGUUUGAAGAAGAUAAAACACUGUCUCUGCACAGAAUCUCACAGAAGAUUUUCAGAUCUCACCAUGACAAAUGAAACGGGCUACGAAAGUGUUUUAAGGGCGAACAAGAUCAACAACACAGGAAGACAGGAGGAUGACACCUGGAGUGAAUGUGUUUACUUCAGUGUAAAUUAGUAAAACUAAUGUUUCAUCUGUAUUUAACAGAACAAGAGAUCAUGCUUUCUCAUUUUAAAGUAUAUCAUGGUAAAGUUUUCAAACAUCUGUGAUGACUGUAGAGUUUUGCAUCAAAAAAUUAUUAAACAAACCUUUCAAAAAAAAUGAACACAAGUGGAUUUCUGAUAUACACUCACUUGUCAGUUGGAGACAGCUUUUUGCCUUCAGAGCUGCCUUUAACCUUACAUGCUGUUUAUAUUCUAGGCCUUCACAAGACUCAUAAAUGUAUACAACAGAUUUUGAGCUACAGAUCAAUUAAAAUGUAUAAAUACCCUGUCUGACAUGAAUAAAUGUAUGAUUAAUCCUAGUGUGUGGUGACUUUUACAGAAAGCUAAGCAUGACGAUUACAGCCGAACCACCACUGACCGCUUUCAUGAGCUCAGAAACACAGACCUGGAUUUUGAGUUUAUUAAAAUAUAUAAAUAACAACAAAAUCAGCUGAAUGAAAUGGUUUGAACAGUGUGUGAUGGAUAAAAUCUACAGGGGACAAAAUAAAAAAUUAAGCUUGUUAAACACAUUACAUUCAGACAUUCUCAUAGAUGCUAAUCUAACGUGUCUGUUUUAUUAAACUGGACACAGUCAGACCAGCCAUCCCCUCUCCAUCACGCUCAGCUUCCUUUGCAAACAUACUAAAGGAGGUACUAACAACUUUUUUACCCUCCAGCUUCUUUACAUCAGACAUGUUGGCCAAGGUGAUUGGCAAGAAGAAACUCAUCUGUUAUGAUGAUGCCUCAGUUGCUAAUGCUAAUGCAACACAAAGCACAGAUCAUGGAUCGAAAAACACUGGAAAAAGAGCCAUUCCCAGCUUGCCUAGCAUGCUGGUGUCCCAUCAGUUUACCUUGAAUGACAAGCGGUUUGUGCACAAUGAACAUGCACAAACCACAAGAAAAAAGCUGCUGACCUCAGUCAUUACAGUCAAUUUUGAAUGUAUCACUAUGAAUAUAGCGGAGAUUUCAUCAACAAAUCUGACUAUGGACAAAUGAUGG